AUGAAUCAAGGGAGUGGAGAUGCAUCUGAGAAGAGGAGUGAACCGCCACCAUCCAAGAUCGAAGCUUUGGAUGGCUCCAACUACGAGGAAUGGAGCGGGCGGAUGCGGAGCGCCUUCAAGCGCUACAAGCUGCUGAAAAUUGCAAUGGGAGAGGAGAAGAUGCCGGGGGAAGGAGACGCCCGCGAUCGGUGGAUUGAGAAGAGUGCGGUGUUGUACGACUUGAUUCUACAGUCGGUCAACAACGACAUGUUCCAGCAUAUCAAGGAUUUGGUGGAGCUCGAUGACUCGGGACCGAAGGCGUGGAAGCUGCUACGCGACGUGGUUCAACCCAACACGCUGCCGAUGGUGAUCGUAUUGGAGAAGGAGUUGGCUGCCCUCUCCAUGCGGCCGGGAGAUGAUGUGAAGCCGGUCCUUGACAAGAUCAAGGACACCUAUGCGAGGAUGGCAGCGGCGGGCAGCGAAGUGUCGCAGAUGCAACAGUGCACCAAGAUCAUCUCGGUGCUCGACAACUCGUGGGACAACCUCAUCCCCACCCUCAACAUUCAGCAGGACAAAUGGACGCCUGAGUGGCUACGGCAGCAGAUCCUGCAGGAGGACUUCCGCAGGCGCCACACUGGAGGUGGUGCUGCCAACAAAACUGCUGAGGGGUAUGGAGCUGCAGGAGGCAGCAGAGGGAGAGGGGGAGGGAGAGGCCGAGGCCGUGGGAGAGGCUUUGGCAGAGGGAGAGGCCGAGGUGACUACAAUGAGGGGCAUGGGAGCUCUGGUGGCAGGGGGAGCACCCGAAUGGAGGGUGCGUGCUGGUACUGCAAGAAGGCUGGACACCCAUGGUUCAAGUGUUUCAGCCGGCCUGAAGGAUGGGCGCCUCCAGGCAUGAAGCCGCCAAGUGGUGAACGUGCACGAGGUGGUGCUGUGCAAGGUUCAGGUGCACAAGGUGAUGGUGCACAAGGUAAAGCCGACCCUGGUAUGUUCCUCAUGGUUGAGGACGUGCAAGGGAGUGGGGGUGAUGUGGGUUCAGUUGGGAAGGUUGUGAUGCACCCCCUCACUCACUGGGUGAUCGAUUCAGGUUGCACGAGUCACAUGACUCCACGGGCAGAUUUGCUUGAUGAGGUGAAGCCCCCUGGGAAGAUAAAGUUUGUGGCUGCCGCUUCAGGUGCCUUGCUCCCUGUGAUUGGUGUUGGGAAUGCCAAGGUUAUGGGAGCUAAUGGGGGGCUUGUGGGGCUGGGAAAAAUGCUGUUGGUUGAAGGUUUAUCCGCUAACCUCCUCUCUGUGCGCCGGCUGCAGAAAAGCAAGGCCAAAGUUACGUUCGGCCCAACCUGCUGCCGUGCAAAGCUUGGGAAGUUGCUGCUGUGGAAUUUGGAGGAGAAGAGCAGCUGCAUCAAGGACUUGUGGCAGCUGCCCAUCAUCCCUUGGAAUGGGAAACCACCAGCAACGGCAAAGGCAGCGGCAGCGGCUAAAGCAACUGCGGGAGGAGAUGAGACUUCACCAACUGCAGGGGCCCUAGAUGCAGUCAAGAAGGUGCAGCAGUCACAGCAACCACAUGGUGAGGUGCUUGCUGGUGUGGAUGCGACAGCUGCAUGGGCAAAGGCUUCAUCUGGGAGUGGUGAGGCUGAUUGGGAGACGUGGCAUGAGAGGCUGUGCCAUGUGAACAUUCCUAUGCUGCAGAAGUUGGUAAAGGAUGGGUGCUUGAAGGGGCUGGAGGUGAAGGGGGGAGCAAAGGAGAUUGGGAGCUGCCCUACCUGCCUUGAGACCAAAUUCACGAAGUUUCCCUUCAGCAGCAGCACAGGACCAGCCAAGGCACCACUUGCACUAGUACACAUGGAUGUGGUGGGCCCCACGAGGGCCCUUUCUCUCUCGGGCAGCCGCUACUUCUUGACAAUUGUGGACGACCACACACGUGCGGUGUGGGUGUACCCUCUCAAGACUAAGGGGGAGGUGGCAGCGGCUGUUCUUAAGGAGUGGAUGCCGAGAGCACAAAGGGAGAGCGGACACAAGGUGAAGGUGAUCCGCACUGACAACGGAGGAGAGUUCAUCGGCGCUGAUUUUGAGAAGGAGCUGAAGCGGAAGGGGAUCCAGCAUCAGCUCACAGUGCCUUACAACCCUCAGCAGAAUGGCGUGGCUGAGCGGUUCAACCGGACCCUGCAGGAAGGUGCUCGCACUCUCCUUGGGCGUGCAGGGCUGCCGGAUCCGUUUUGGGUGACAGCACUGCGGCAGGUCGUUGUUGUGAAGAACCGGGUGCUGGCGACUGUGGGGGACAAGCAAUGGGUCCCCUACACCAAGUGGUAUGGGAGUGCGCCUGCAGUCAACAUGCUGAGAACUUAUGGCUGCAUGGUGGUGUUUCAUGUGCCUAAGGAGAAGAGGGGAAAACUGGAAGCUUCUGGGAGAUGGGGUGUGCACUUGGGGCUUGCUAAGGAUCACAAGGGCUGGCUGAUUUGGGACUUGACCAGCCAGCAGCUGACUGUGUCAAGGGAUGUGAAGUUCCUUGAGUCCUUGUACUACAAAGAGUGGAAGCAGCAGCAGCAGCAGAAGCUUCCUACGACACCGCUAAUUGUCGAGGCCGAUGAGGUGCAGCGGCCUUCGAGGCAGGUGGAGGUUUCUGACUCCAAGGAGGAGAUCUCUGGGGUGACUGAUGAUGGGGGAGAACCUGUGGUGGAGCAGCAGCAGCAGCAGCAGCAGGAGGAGCAAGGUGCUCCACAAGGUGCCGGACGUACGGGUGACCGUCCUAGGAGGGAUGUGCGCCCUCCUAACAGGCUGACCUAUGCAAGCCGUGGCAAGCCAAAGGUGGUGAGGGCUGGGAGUGUGGCUGAGCAGUGUGAUGAGGAUGAGAUAGCACACUGCUACUGGGCAGCCGUCCCUGAGCCCAAGACGCUAGCUGAGGCAUUGAGCGGGCCCGAUGCUGAAAAGUGGAAGCAGAGUGUGAAGGAGGAGUAUGAUUCUCUGCUAGAGAAUGAGACGUGGGAGCUGUGUGAGCUGCCACCCGGGAAGAAGGCCAUUUCUUCCAAGCUGAUUUUCAGGCACAAGUACGGACCUGAUGGGGCGCUGACCCGCUACAAGUCAAGGCUUGUGGCUAAGGGGUUUCAGCAGACAAAGGGAAAGGACUUCAACGAGCUCUAUGCUCCUGUGGGGAAAGGCACAACACUUCGGGUGUCAUUGGCAAUGGCAGCAAACCGUGGAUGGCAGGUGAAGCAGAUGGACAUCACCACCGCCUUCCUCAAUGGGAUCAUUCUGGAGGAGCUGUACAUGUUACAGCCUGAGGGUUUGGAUGAUGGGAGCGGCAGGGUGUGCAGGCUGAAGAAGGCCAUCUAUGGCCUGAAGCAGGCUCCUCGUGCAUGGUACCACAAGUUAGAGGAGACUCUGCUGGCUGGGGGUUUCAAGAAGAGUGAGUGUGAUCACAGCUUGUUCCUGCUGCAGGAGAAGGAGCAGUUUCUCAUGCUCCUGGUGUAUGUGGACGACAUCCUGCUCUUCUCUGAUUCGUCUGCAAUGAUUGAGCAUGUGGAGGAGAUGCUGGAGAUGCAGUUCAAGUGCUCCAAGAUGGGAGAUGUGAAGUACUAUUUAGGGAUGCAUGUGGAGAGGGACCUUGACAAGGGAGUGUUGAGGUUGCACCAGAGAAAGUAUUGUGAGGGGCUGGCUGAGAAGUAUGGGCUGCAAGAUGGAGGAAAGCCAGCCACCCCACUGCCUUCGGGGUUCACUGUGGAGCCCUGUGCUGAUGAGGAGGUGGUGGGUGAGAGUGACAGGAAACUUUUUCAUUCCAUGGUUGGGGCACUCAACUAUGCGGCUAACCACACACGGCCUGACAUUGCCUUUGCAACAUCCAGGCUUGCCAGUGUGGUUUCACGCCCCAGUCAUGAGCAGCUGGAAGCGGCCAAGAGGUUGGUCCGCUAUGUGAGUGCAACGGCAUCAGUGGGUUUGGAGUACAGUGCUGUGAGGCAGAGGCUGCAGAGGGGUGCAGCUGAUUUGAGCAAGGGGGAGAUGCUCCUGACCUGCUACACUGACGCUAGCUUCAACUCGGUGAAAGCGGAUGGCACCAGCAUUGGAUGCUAUGUGUGCCUGUUCGGAGGUGGUGCAGUGAGCUGGCGCAGUAAGAAGCAGAAUGAAGUGGGGCAGUCCUCGUGUGAGACAGAGUACAUGGCCCUGCAUCAUGGGGCAAAGGAGGUGGUGUGGCUGAGGCGUUUAAGGCUCCUGGACAAGGAGGUGCGGCUGGAGAUUGUGAAGACCCAUCAGCAGGCGGCUGACAUUCUCACCAAGCGCCUGGCUGAAUCAGAGCAUUGGAAGGGCAUGAAGCUUGCUGGGAUGAGUGUGCAUUGA
Molecule: messenger RNA, 4302 nt
Organism: Closterium sp. NIES-65
Lineage: Eukaryota; Viridiplantae; Streptophyta; Zygnematophyceae; Desmidiales; Closteriaceae
Source: the annotation of a GenBank genome assembly